Molecule: messenger RNA, 929 nt
Organism: Trametes versicolor FP-101664 SS1
Lineage: Eukaryota; Fungi; Basidiomycota; Agaricomycetes; Polyporales; Polyporaceae
Product: YebC-like protein
Exons: 8
Coding region: 1-834 (277 amino acids)
Cellular component (GO): mitochondrion
Source: RefSeq, a predicted model, not a curated record
AUGAACGCCCUUCUGCUUGCCCGCCGUGUCCUGCUACCUGCACCUCUCGUUCGCCAUCACGCGAUCCACAGUUCUCCAACAUGGCUCUCUGGACAUAACAAGUGGUCCAAGAUCGAGAAGGCGAAAGGUGCCAAUGACAUGAAGAAGGGCAUGCUCUACAGCAGAGCAUACAGGGAGAUCGCCCUUGCUGUACGCAGUGGUGGCAGCGCUGAUCCGGACCAGAAUCACGUCCUUGCUGCUGUCUUAAAACGCUCGAAGACACAGGGAGUGCCGAAGGAGAACAUUGAGACUGCGCUCAGGAAGAUUUCUGGCGAAAACGGCAAGGGCGACACUCACCUCGUCUUCGAGGUCAUGGGGUCGGGUUCGGUAGGGCUCAUAGUAGAAUGCCUGUCGGAUAACCCGAAUCGCACGGUGAAAUUCCUGAACACGCUGCUGAAGGACAACGGAGCUCGAAUGGCGGACGUGAAAUUUCUCUUCAAAAGAGAGGGGCGGGUCAGAGUAGCCCUCGAACCCGGAGAAGACAUGGAGGCUCGCUUUGAGCAUCUGGUCGGGGUCGGUUUGGAUGCUGACGCAGAAGACUUCGAUCACGACGACCAGGAAGAUGGCACGCGUUAUGUCGAGUUCAAGUGCCCGCAAACAUCGCUGCACAAACUCACGUCAGCCGUAACCGCGCCCGGGGUAUGUCGAGAACUGCUUACCAGCGAGCUCGUAUAUGCACCGCUCGAACCAUUAGAGGAUCUCGAUGAUACCUCGAGUGCGGCCCUUGACAAGCUCGUAGAUGCCAUAGAGGACCUCGACGACACCCUGCGAGUAUGGACGGCUGCUGACACAUAGACGUCGUUUAACUUCCCAUGCGCGCAUUUUGCGAGCCAUGAACACUCGACAUCUCCGGUGCAAUAGCAUACAUCUAUUGAGAACAUUACGGCGGC